Molecule: messenger RNA, 871 nt
Organism: Drosophila sulfurigaster albostrigata
Lineage: Eukaryota; Metazoa; Arthropoda; Insecta; Diptera; Drosophilidae
Product: seminase-like
Exons: 2
Coding region: 6-854 (282 amino acids)
Biological process (GO): proteolysis
Molecular function (GO): serine-type endopeptidase activity
Source: RefSeq, a predicted model, not a curated record
CUGCCAUGGAUCCUCUGUUCAUAUGCUUCAUAUUGUUGGUAUCGUUGCUGCCGCAGUGUCAUGGCCAGGAUUGGUAUAAGAAAGCCCUCAAGGAAUAUCCCGGCUUAGCCGACGUCGUCGGUCCGCCAAAGGUUCAUCUUCGGGUCAUCGGUGGCGAGGCUACAACCAUUGAGAAGUUGGGUGGAUAUCUGAUCUCCCUGCGAUACAUGGGUGAUUUUAUUUGUGGCGGCACAUUGAUAGAAGCUCGCAUUGUUGUGUCUGCAGCACAUUGUUUCAAAGGACGUCCCUUAAUUGACGAGUGGGUCGCUGUGGGUGGCGUCACCAGUCUCGAUGAGGAAGGCACUCGGUCCAAGGUACAGGACAUUGUCUCGCCAGCCGUGUUCACGGAACGAAACAUGCACAUGGAUGUGGCAGUGUUGCUGCUAGAAACACCCCUUGAGGGACCGAAUAUUCAUACAAUUCCCCUCUGCAAGUCAAGUCUCGAUGCCGGACGGUUGCUGAGUGUCUCCGGCUGGGGUCUGACUGAUACGAAGUCUGCGACACCUCAUCAGAGCAUUCGCACUGUGCUGGUGCCCAUUGUCAAGAAGAGCGAAUGCAAAAAGACCUAUAAGAAAUCAAUGGUUAUCACCGAAAGUAUGUUCUGUGCUGGUGCUUUGGGUGCCAAGGAUGCUUGCACUUUCGAUUCGGGCGGUCCUUUUGUCUAUAAGCGCGAGGAUGGCGUCACCGAACUCUGCGGCAUUGUCUCAUUUGGCAUCAGCUGCGCCAGUCCCAAGUAUGCAGGCGUCUACACGGAUGUCAACUAUGUUAAACCCUUCAUUGAAAAGACUGUCGCCGCAUUUCGUAGUGUAAUGUAAUAAAGAAUAUAUGCUUA